AUGUACACCAAAGCAGAAUCGGUCGAUAGGGAAACCAUGAAAUUUUCCGAUGAACCUCAUCGGACCAGUCGUCAUCGCGAUUAUCCAAUCGUUGAAGAAUCGUUUAUCGAAAAAAAUUAUCGUGAAACGUUUGAAAAUUAUGAAAAAUAUUUAACGAGAAACAAAUGGACGAAUGCUCACAGUGAAAUUAGUUACAGUGUUAAUUUGAAAGAACAAACGAGUCGAAACGAGGACGAUGACAAUUCCGACAGGCGAACAAACGACAAUCGUUUGAAAAAUGAAGGUUCGGAAAAAAAAUUAUACGCGAAUGAAAAUAGUGAUUAUGAUUUUAGGACAAAAGAUUUUAUUGUGCCUGAAUUGGUGACGACGACAACUUUUGAACCUCAAACAACCGAAAUUAUUUACACACCUACAACAACAACAUUUAAUACGGAAAAAGAACACGAACAACCGAGUACAGGUUUUUUUUUCAAUUCAACAAAACAAGAAAAUUUAGUUCCAAAAAAAUCCGAGUCAAUGUCAACAACAAUACCAACGUUUCCUUGGAUAAAUAACGAAAAAGUGCAAAAUGAUAAUGAUAAUAACCCGACAACCGCAAACCCUCAAUCCAACGAUAAUAAUAUAACUGAUAUCAAAUUUGAUACAUCUAAUCAUAGGCAACAAGUCGACGAUGAGGACGAUAAAACGAAAACGAAAUCAAAUCAUUUUAAUAACCAAACCGUUAAACCAAAGAUACAUAAAAAUCAUCGAAGGGAAACAUUAAACGAUCACAGGCAAAGAAGCAUAGAAGACUACGAAGAGGAAAAUUAUUACGAAGACGAAGAAAAACGUUACGACGAAGAGGAAAAACGAUACGACGAAGAGGAAAAGCGAUACGACGCGCAAGAGGAAAAUAGGAAAUUCAAGGAAACGGAAAUGCAAAAUUAUCAACAAACGGGAGAUGUCGAUAAGAAAACGGAAGUUGACGAUCGUAAUAAAUUUAGUUACAUAGUCGAUGAGGACAAUUAUCGAAAGUAUCGAGUCGAAGAAAGGACAAUAAAUGGAUUUAUUGUUGGAGAAUAUGGCGUCGUUAAACGUGACGAUGGAAGUUUAAGAGGUGUUCGAUAUACGGCUGACGGUUCAGCAAAUCCACAAUUGAUACACGAUGCUUUAAUGAAGUUCCUUUCGUUGUGA
Messenger RNA from Pediculus humanus corporis (human body louse), 1173 nucleotides. RefSeq lists its product as uncharacterized. The transcript has 2 exons. Lineage: Eukaryota; Metazoa; Arthropoda; Insecta; Psocodea; Pediculidae. The coding region runs from base 1 to 1173 and encodes 390 amino acids. The record is from RefSeq and is a predicted model, not a curated record.